This is a messenger RNA of Didymodactylos carnosus, 1572 nucleotides long. Lineage: Eukaryota; Metazoa; Rotifera; Eurotatoria; Philodinida; Philodinidae. The record is from the annotation of a GenBank genome assembly.
AUGGAUAGAAAUAUUGCUUGCUCAUUUGCUGGUACUAUAGAUCCACAUAUACAAAAAAUAUUAUUUGAAAUGAAAAUUAAUAUAAAUAUUAAUACAAAGCCAUUUGCUAAUAUAACACAUUUAAGUGCAAUUCCAUCUGAAAAUGAAAUAUUGUUUACAAUGGGAACUGUUUUUCAAAUAGACUCUGUUGAAGAAUUAUCAAAUAAAUUAUGGAAAAUUGGAUUAAUAUUAAGUGAAAAACAAGAUAAAGAAUUAACUAAAUUGACUAAUCAUUUUAAAAAAGAAAUUGGUGAAACAACAGAUCUUUUAACUUUUGGUAAAUUUUUAUUUUUAAUGGGACAACAUGAUAAAGAAGAAAGAUAUUAUGAAAUGUUAUUAAAACAAUUACCAUAUGAUCAUAAAGAUAUUGGUACAAUUUAUAAUAAUAUUGGACUAGUUUGUAAACAUAAAGGUAAUGUCGUAAUGGCUAUAAAAAACUUGGAACAAGCAAUAAAUUUAUUAGAAAAACGCGGCCUAUAUGCGUAUCAGGCACUGGCAAGUCCUUAUCAUAAUCUUGCUGCAAUAUAUUAUGACGAGGGUAAUUAUGUAUUAGCAUUAAAAUAUUGUGAAAAAUCAAUUGAAACUAAAUUAAAAUGUAUACCUACAGAUUUAUCAUCACUUGCACGUACCUAUAAUUCAACAGGUUCAGUUUAUUUAACGACAGCUAAUUAUAAUAAAGCUUUAAAAUAUUUUCAAUUAGCUCUUGAAAUUCAAUUAAAAGUUUUACCACCAAAUCAUCCUGAAUUAAUAACUACAUACAAUAAUAUUGGAAAUAUUUAUCUUGAAACUAAUGAUUUUAUAAAUGCUUUAAAAAAUCAUCAAUAUACACUUAAAAUAGGAUUAAAUUGUUUACCACCAAAUCAUUCACUUAUUAUUCAGGCAUACAAUAAUAUCGGAAAAGCCUAUGUGCAACUUUUGAAUUAUGAUGAAAGUUUAAAAUCAUUUGAAAAAGCACUUGAAUUAGCACUUAAUAAUCAUGUAUCAAAUCAUCGUGAUCUUGUUUCAUUUUAUGGUAAUGUUGGACAAGGUUAUCGAUUAAAAAAUGAUUAUAAUACAGCUUUAAUUUAUUAUGAUAAAGCAUUAAAAUGUUCGUUACCACCUAAUCAUAAUAGUUUUAAUAUUGUAUAUCAUGGUUUAGGAUCUUGUUAUCAAAUGAAAGGUGAUUAUAAUGAAGCGCUAAAAUAUUAUGAAAAAGCAUUAGAAAUUGAUCAAAUUUAUUUAUCGCCAAAUCAUCCAAAUAUUGCCAUGAGAUAUAGCAAUAUUUCAGAAAUAUUAUUACUUAAAGGAAAUGUUAAUGAAUCAUUAAAAUAUAGUGAAAAAGCUCUUCAAAUACAAUUAAAUGUUUCACCAUCUAAUGAUCUAUCUUUAUGCAGAACAUAUAUUGCUAUUGCAACUGCUCAUACUUAUCUUAAAAAUUAUAAUUUAGCAAUUCAAAAUUUUGAAAAAGCAUUACAAUGUAUGCCAUCUAAUAGCCCAUUUUAUUUAACAAUCAUGGAAAAUAUUAAACAACUUAGUACAUUAAAAAAUAAAUAA